AUGACGAUCACUGAAAUUGCAGAAAAAAGCAUUAACGACGAGGAGAUUGUAGAUGCAAUGUCGUGCCUGCAGGACGAAUCGUGGAACGCUUCAUCGUCAAACAGUCUGUUUCCGUUCAGACAUGAGCUCUCACUUAUUGGAUCCAUCAUGAUGCGAGGAACCCGCAUAGUUAUUCCAAAAGCGUUAAGACAGGCGAUUCUAACGUUGGCACACGAAGGUCAUCCGGGAGAGUCAGCGAUGAAGCGACGAUUAAGGUCCAAGGUAUGGUGGCCGCAAAUAGAUCGAGACGCGGAGAAAUUCGUCAAAUCAUGCAGAGAUUGUAUAAUGGUAUCGCAAGCAUUAAACCCCACUGCUAUGAAACGAACCACAUUUCCAGAAGGACCGUGGAUUUUUGUGGCUACAGACCUUUUGGGACCGUUACCUAACAACGAGCACAUCCUAGUUUUUAUCGACUACUAUUCAAGAUACAUGGAAUAUAAAUUUCUAAAAUCGAUCUCGUCAACGUCAUUGAUCAGUACCAUGAAAGAAAUUUUCACCAGAUUAGGCUACCCUAAAAAGCUGAAAACUGACAACGGAAGACAAUAUGUGAGUGCAGAAUUUAAGGAAUAUUGUAAGCAAUGCGGAAUCGAGCAAGUAACAUCGCCACCUUAUUGGCCUCAAGCCAAUGGGGAAGUUGAGAAUAUGAAUCGAUCGUUAGUAAAAAGGCUAAAAAUUGCAUACACCAACAAGACAAAUUUCAAGGAAGAAAUACAAUCAUUUGUUAUGAUGUAUAAUGUGACUCCCCAUGGAACCACAGGGUCUGCACCAACGGAAUUAAUGUUCAAUCGCGUAAUAAGGGACAAGAUUCCGGGGGUGCAGGAUUUAAUGGGAGAAUACAGCGACUCAGUAGAAAGAGACCGUGAUUUAGUAAACAAACAGAAAGGCAAAGAAUAUGCCGACAAGAGGAGAGGAGCCAAAGAAAUUAAUGUUGAAGUGGGAGACAAGGUUUUUCUUAAAAACGUAAUCUUUCCCCACAAGCUUACACCAAAUUUUGACACCACCGAAUACGUCGUAAAAGGAAGAGAGGGAGACAUUAUAAGAAUAACAGGCGGGGGAAAAACUUUAACAAGGAAUGUGAGCCAUGUGAAAAAGAUUCCACAAACACAACCUCCAGCUGAGACCGAAGAUCACUCUCCACCCUCCCGAAGCACAGGUGACGUUCUGCAGCCUUUUAAUUUCAGGACAUUGGAUGAAUCAAAACAGAUGGAAUCGACGUCUGAGACGACAUCGGCACCCGGAGAAGGAUUGAAGCUGAAGCUCAUCAAUAAGGGAGGGAUGUGGGAGUCUGUACCUCCGGUGAUCUCUGAGAGCGAGAGAGCGACCCAUUAUGACUCUCAAUAA
Molecule: messenger RNA, 1380 nt
Organism: Drosophila bipectinata
Lineage: Eukaryota; Metazoa; Arthropoda; Insecta; Diptera; Drosophilidae
Source: RefSeq, a predicted model, not a curated record